Closterium sp. NIES-65 is the source of this 573-nucleotide messenger RNA. The record is from the annotation of a GenBank genome assembly. NCBI's taxonomy places the organism in Eukaryota, Viridiplantae, Streptophyta, Zygnematophyceae, Desmidiales, Closteriaceae.
AUGAAGCAACAACAAAUAGCCGCGCGGUACGGUAUCGGCGCGGGGCUAGGCAUGGGGCUAGGCGCAAGCAGAGCGCACAGUGAUCCGUGGGGGGCCCGUGGGGGAACUGCCGCCGCUGAUGCCUCCGCCAUGUAUCCCGGCGCUAGGGGCCAGGGUUUCGCGGGAGCAGGCGGUGUUGGGGGGGGACACGGGCGAGAUUUAGAACGCAGUGGCAGUGGCACGAGCAGUAGCACAGCGGAUGAGGGGGAGUUUGCACCCGGCAUGAGUUUUGGCGGGUUAUUGACUGGGGUGGAGGGGGCGGAGGGGCAAUCAGGAGGGUCUGUGCGGUUGGGUCAGUCGGUGCGUGGGAUGGUGGACGGAGUGUUUGAAGCCGGUUUCUUUGUGGCCUUGCGCGUGGAGGGGUGCAGUGCGGUGCUGCGAGGUGUUGUGUUCACGCCAACGCCUGCUGUGCCCGUUACGUCGUUGAAUGAUGUUGCAGCUGGUGUGCCGCAUGUGGGGGUGACAACAGCAGCGGAGGAGGAAAGGAAACAGCUUCAGCUUACGCUGGCAAUGACAGAGGCUCAGCGGAUUUAA